Molecule: messenger RNA, 607 nt
Organism: Schistocerca piceifrons (Central American locust)
Lineage: Eukaryota; Metazoa; Arthropoda; Insecta; Orthoptera; Acrididae
Product: angiotensin-converting enzyme-like
Exons: 1
Coding region: 23-376 (117 amino acids)
Biological process (GO): proteolysis
Cellular component (GO): plasma membrane
Molecular function (GO): peptidyl-dipeptidase activity; metallopeptidase activity
Source: RefSeq, a predicted model, not a curated record
CAAACAGUGCACUGCAGUCAACAUGGAAGACCUGUUCACAGCGCAUCAUGAGAUGGGCCACAUCCAGUAUUUCUUGCAGUACAAGGACCAGCCAUUCAUCUACAAGGAAGGUGCCAACCCAGGCUUCCAUGAGUCUGUGGAUGAUGUCAUGGCACUGUCAGUGUCAACACCGAAACACCUGCGCAAAGUGGGGCUGUUGGACGGUGCGAGUACAGAUGACCCCGAGGCGACCAUCAACUACCUCUACCUGCAAGGACUGCAGAAGAUUGUCUUCCUACCAUUUGCUUAUGUUGUGGACCUUUGGAGGUGGGCAGUGUUUCAAGGGGAAAUAACAAGCGAUGCCUACAGCUGCAACUGGUGGAAACUCAGGGGCUAAUACCAGGGUAUUGAACCACCAGUUGAUAGGACUGAAGAAGACUUCGAUCCUGGCUCAAAAUAUCAUGUCAUUGCCAGUGUACCUUACAUAAGGUAUUUUGUAAGCUUCAUAAUACAGUUCCAGUUCCACCGAGCUCUGUGUAUUGAGGCCGGAGAAUACGAUGCUCAGGAUGAGUCAAAACCGCUGCACGAGUGUGACAUUUACCAGAGCACCAAGGCAGGCAACUUGUUA